Messenger RNA from Trichophyton rubrum CBS 118892, 447 nucleotides. RefSeq lists its product as uncharacterized. The coding region runs from base 1 to 447 and encodes 148 amino acids. The transcript has a single exon. NCBI's taxonomy places the organism in Eukaryota, Fungi, Ascomycota, Eurotiomycetes, Onygenales, Arthrodermataceae. The record is from RefSeq and is a predicted model, not a curated record.
AUGGCCACCUCGCUUCUUGAGUACCUUACCCAGCCUAACCCGGUAGUUGACAACAGCCUUCAGGCUCGCAACCUGCAGAGCAUCUACCCUCUCCUAAUCAACCAUCUCCUCAAUAUCCUACUAAAGAAGAAAUUACUGGGAUGUGCUGGAUACCAGAGCGGUCUAGGUGGCAGUACCGAACAAGACGUGGCUCUGUGGGUCUCAUACGCCACGGAGUUCCGAUCCGGAGUAGUGAUGGAGGUUAUUAUUACAUACGACGGACAUGCGAAGGAGGUUCUCAAUGGGUACGAGCCGAAUCCGAAGAAGAGGAAGAUGAAGAGGAAGAGGAAGACGACGACAGUGAUGAAAAUGAGUCUAGCAGGUAUCUUCCUCCGGCAUCUAGUAAGUAUCGGAGGUAUUAAGACUAUCACGAGCCUGGUGUUCCACUUAUUUGUGUCUCUUUUUUGA